GAUUUCGCAAUUAAAUAAACAAUAAUAAAUUACCAAUUUUGUUCACCCUGUUUUUUAAUGGAUUUUAUUUUUUUCCCAAAAUUUCUACCUUAUUUAUUCCUGCUUCUGUUCAUGCUGGAAACCCCAAAAUUUUUCAGAGCUUCUGGGGAAAAUCUGGUUCCAUUACAGGGGUCUGAAUUUUUUUUCUCAGUAUUUUCUGGUACCGUUUUGAUAGUUUUUUCGGUGCAGUCAAGCUUCAGGAGGAGAGACCGGUUUUUUGGUUCCAAGAGCUGUGGAGUUUUUGAGUCACAGGACACUGGACAGUGUCUGCUGCAGUGAGUAAAACCCUGUUUUUAGAAACUUUUUUUUGGCAAGCAGGUUCUCCAGGGAGGGGUCUUUUGGGUUAAUUUGAAGGUGUGAAAACUUUUUUUACAGCAGAGUGAUUCUGUCUUGGUUGCAUGGGUUUUGUUAAAUCUGUAAUUGAGCUUGAUCUUUUGAUACAAGAUCUCUGUUUUCUAAUCUGGGUAUCUUUUGUGUAAUGUGUUAUUCUUGUUGUGAUCAGACUGAAGGAAAAUUCAUACUGUAGUAAGUUUAGUUUCAAGCUUUAGGGUUUCUAGGGUUUUAGGUACUUGUCAAGUGUUCCUGUAUGUGAUAUGGAGGGUAAAGAGGAUGUUACUUCUGGGGUUACACUGAAGGGUGAUAAAGCUCCAGAAAAAUUUAGAGCGACUCCCCCAGUAAGUGAAGGUCCGGGACACGUUGAUGAUGGACCCACAAUGGUGGUGGCUCCACCUGCUUCGACCGUGACGCCGGUCAGCACGGCCACUCCAAGUACAGACACAAAGAAGAAAAGAGGGAGGCCUAGGAAAUACGGGCCCGACGGGGUGGCGUUGUCGCCUAUGCCGAUUUCCGCUUCAAUUCCGCUGACCGGAGAGUACUCGGCAUGGCAACGGGGUAGAGGGCGGCCAAUUGACUCCGUCAAGAAGAAGCACAAGUUUGAGUUUGAGAGCCCAGGGGAGAAGAUUGCUUACUUUGUUGGUGCCAAUUUCACACCGCAUGUGCUCACUGUCAAUCCUGGGGAGGAUGUUACUAUGAAAGUUAUGUCAUUCUCUCAGCAAGGAUCUCGAGCUAUUUGCAUUCUUUCUGCAAAUGGUACGAUAUCAAAUGUGACACUCCGUCAACCAACUUCCUCCGGGGGCACUUUGACAUAUGAGGGGCGGUUUGAGAUACUAUCGCUUUCUGGGUCAUAUAUGCCAAUUGAGAGUGGAGGAACAAUGAGCAGAUCUGGUGGGAUGAGCGUCUCUUUGGCGGGACCAGAUGGUCGCGUUGUUGGUGGUGGGCUGGCUGGUUUGUUGGUGGCUGCUGGUCCUGUGCAGGUUGUUGUGGGCAGCUUCCUUCCAGGUCACCAGCUGGAACAGAAGCCUAAGAAGCAAAGAGUUGAACUCCCGCCAACGCUGACCCCGACUAUUACGAAUCUUAACAGUAGAGAAGAAAUAGUUAAAAGUUAUGGUGGAGGUGAGCCGAUUGUCACGACAACUGCCGUCUUUAAUGGAGAGAAUUCGGUUCCUGUCCAAGACUUGAGGAAUCCAAUGACUGAGAAUAGAGUCUCUUUCGCUGUUGAAGAAUCUAACGGCCUUAGUUAGCUAAUUCCCAGUGGCUCCCUGAUCCUUGCCGGUGACUUCUUCACAUUGUGUGUCCUCAUAUCUUCUUUCUUUAAUUUCUUUGUGUUGCUCAGCCCUCUGUAGCAUUGAUGCUGAGCACAUAUUAUCUCUGACAAGUUAGGGCGUGACCCGGUGUAGCUGCGAGUAUUAGGUAGGAUUUCCAUUAGGCUUGUAACUCCUCUUGGUUGUGGUGUUGCUCGGUGUUGACCAUUUUAUCGGCUUUGUGUUUUUAUGUCUUCGACAGAUUCAUGUAGAUCAGGACAAGGAUAUUAGUUCAACGACCUCUAUACAUUAAUCUGCUUUGUGUUCCGAUUU
Syzygium oleosum is the source of this 1952-nucleotide messenger RNA. Its product is annotated as AT-hook motif nuclear-localized protein 6-like. The transcript has 5 exons. Gene Ontology annotation, molecular function: minor groove of adenine-thymine-rich DNA binding. The coding region runs from base 633 to 1619 and encodes 328 amino acids. The record is from RefSeq and is a predicted model, not a curated record. Lineage: Eukaryota; Viridiplantae; Streptophyta; Magnoliopsida; Myrtales; Myrtaceae.